Molecule: messenger RNA, 1989 nt
Organism: Coprinopsis cinerea okayama7#130
Lineage: Eukaryota; Fungi; Basidiomycota; Agaricomycetes; Agaricales; Psathyrellaceae
Product: inositol/phosphatidylinositol phosphatase
Exons: 13
Coding region: 1-1989 (662 amino acids)
Biological process (GO): phosphatidylinositol dephosphorylation
Cellular component (GO): endoplasmic reticulum
Molecular function (GO): phosphatidylinositol-4-phosphate phosphatase activity
Source: RefSeq, a predicted model, not a curated record
AUGAUUCCUUUGUACCACCGUCUCACUCUCUACUCGGAUAAUGACACGUACAUAUUUGUCCCAGAGGGCACAGAUGCCAGGAAUCUGACAGUCCACCGUUCGUCUGGGGAUAUUGUGCUCAAUGAGCCCCAGACACCCCUCCCAGCCUCAGCUCGCCGCUCUGGCAAAACAGUCUAUGGAAUUAUGGGCCUCAUCUCCCUCUCGCUAUCCGACUACAUUAUCGUCAUUACUGGAAGGGACCUAUUAUCAAGACUAAUGGGACAUGAUAUCUACCGCGCAACCAACUUUGAAGUCCUUCCUUUACGCCCCGGCAUCUCUGUUGACCAGCCGCCUCACGUCGUCGAAACCAAUUUCCUCUCCCUCCUCAACUCGCACCUGCACAGCGGCAACUUCCUCUUCUCCUACGAUUGGGAUCUGACCACUCGACUUCAAGUCCAAUAUCACCGGGCUGCGGAGUCGGAGGGCAAGGCCUUGUGGGAGCUUGCAGAUGACCGUUUCUUCUGGAAUCGUUUUUUGCAAACUCGUUUUAUUGAUUCGGCCACUGCAUCGUCCGACCCGUCAGCAUGGGCUUCGUACAUCCUACCGGUCCUGUACGGAACCUUUGAUUUGCGACCCAUGUUCCUGCAUGGGAGGCAUAUGCAGCUCUGCCUCAUCAGUCGACGCUCGCGUUACCGUGCAGGCACUCGUUAUUUCCGUCGCGGAAUCGACAAUGACGGCAACGUCGCCAACUACAAUGAAACGGAACAAAUCCUACUAGUUGAAGCUUCCGCGGCCUCCGCAGCUUCAGCCAACCCAGAGUCAAGAUACUCUUCCAAGUUCAGCUUCGUCCAGAUCCGUGGAAGCGUCCCCUUGUUCUGGUCGGAAAUCAACACUUUGAAAUAUAAGCCAGACCUCCAAAUCAUGGAAGUCCCUCAAACGAGAGACGCUCUCCGCAAGCAUUUGGACACCCAAGUCAAUACGUACGGCCCUGUCAAAUUGGUCAACUUGAUCAAUCAAAAGGGACACGAAAAGCCAGUCAAAGAUGCCUACGAGCGUUACAUGGCUGAGCUUGACCGACCUGACAUCCAAUACCAAUACUUUGACUUCCACGCCGAAUGCAGGAAGAUGCGUUGGGAUCGAAUCAGCGUCUUGAUUGACAAAAUCAAAGACGACCUCGAGAAGCAAAGUUACUUUGCCUGCCAAGUCAACGAUGAUGUUCAGGUGAACGACCAGACUGGCGUCAUCCGAACGAACUGCAUGGACAACUUGGAUCGCACGAAUGUUGUACAGGCGACCAUUGCCAAAUACAUGUUGAACAGGCAGUUGGUGGAACUAGGCAUCCUCGCUCCCGGUGCUGGCAUUGACGACUAUGAAGCCGUCAGCAAGGACUUCAGAGAGAUGUGGGCUGACCAUGCGGAUGCUAUCUCGGCCGCUUACGGUGGUUCAGGAGCUUUGAAAUCUGACUUCACGAGAACAAACAAGCGGACUCGCAAGGGUAUGCUUGAGGAUGGCGUCAAGUCUGUGACGCGAUACCUCAAGAACAACUUCUUCGACGGUACCAAACAGGAUGCCUUUGACUUGGUCACUGGCACCUGGGUACCCGGGAAGAGUCCUUCAGCGUCUCUGUUCUUGGUGGCGGACCGUAGGCCUCUGAUUAUUCGAUCGAUGCCUGCUGCUGCCUAUUUCUCGCUAUUCAUGAUCUGCGCUGGCAUGACUCUGCCUCGAUCGUCUGACUAUUCCCUCUUCUAUUACUUCCUGCUCUGGUUUACCGUCUUCACCGCCGCUAUGACCUUUAUCCUCAUUCACGGUAUCGAUUACGUCGCAUGGCCGAGGUUGAACCCCUUGACGGAUAUCAUCUAUUACAAUGGACCGGGAUUCCGUUCUGCGCGCAACGGUAUGGGAUGGGCUGGUUCCCAUUCUCAGACGGGCAAGAAAGCUCUCUGGGGAUCUAAUGGCAAGGUUCUCACCGACGAAGUCGAGCUUGGAGGUUUGAAGAAACGGGUGGAUUAG